AUGGCCAGCCUCAAGAUUGCCAAGAACGGCCCUGCUGAUGAGAUCGAGCUCUCUGUCGCUCAGGCUCUCUUUGACUUGGAGAACAACGUCGCUGACUUGAAGAAGGAGCUCAAGGCUCUCCAGAUCUCCAGCGCCAAGGAGAUCGAGACCGGCAACGGCAAGAAGGCCAUUGUCAUCUUCGUCCCCGUUCCCCAGUUGAAGGCCUUCCACAAGAUCCAGGGAAGACUCACCCGUGAGCUCGAGAAGAAGUUCUCUGACCGCCACGUCGUCUUCGUUGCCCAGCGCCGUAUCAUGGCCAAGCCCACCCGUACUUCCCGUGCCAAGCAGAUGCGCCCCCGCUCCCGCACCCUCACCUCCGUCCACGAGAAGCUCCUCGAGGACUUGGUCUACCCCACCGAGAUCACCGGCAAGCGCACCCGUGUCCAGACCGACCAGAAGAAGAUCAUCAAGGUCUUCCUCGAUGCCAAGGACUCGACCUCUUUGGAGUACAAACUCGACACCUUCGUUGCCGUCUACCGUCGUUUGACCGGCAAGGAGGUCGUCUUCGAGUUCCCCGCUCACCACGCCGAGUAA
Linnemannia hyalina is the source of this 573-nucleotide messenger RNA. The record is from the annotation of a GenBank genome assembly. NCBI's taxonomy places the organism in Eukaryota, Fungi, Mortierellomycota, Mortierellomycetes, Mortierellales, Mortierellaceae.